CCAAUUGCGCUCCCUCUGCCAAUUGCGCUCCCUCUGCCAAUUGCGCUCCCUCUGCCAAUCGCGCUUCUUGCAGCGUCGACCGUGUGACCACCCUCGGGCUGGACAGUGACAAGAGUUUUUCCCGCACGUUAUGCUGCUAGGGACCCUAGUUCGUAAAACUUGUCGUUUGAAGUACACCGCGACUGCAGAUCGGAAUACUCUUCUUUUUUUUUUGACUGAGCGGCAUUUGAUCGACCCGAGUACUAGCUUGGCCACCAUGACAGACCAAAAGCCUUGGGAAGACAAGGUGAAUGAAGAGUACCACGCCAAUAUCGCGUUAUCGGCAGCACGACCGCCGGCACCGUUCUCGGUUAACAUCUUGAUCCCAAAUGAUGAUUGCGAUGGCGACGACGUUGACGACGGCGGCGGCUACAACAAUAGAAACGCGCGCGGCCAAGCCAAACGCCAACUGAAAUCCCACCAAGACGAGCUCCUGAUGGACCAGUUUCCCGCGUCGUACCGCAGCGACGGCGACGACCUGCACGCGCCGACGGUGCCCAACGCCGGCCUGAUCCUGCGCGAGCUCGACGUCAGACGGCUGCACGACAUCGUGCACCUGCUAUGGCUCGCCGGCCGCCCCGUGCCGCCCCGCCCGCUACACUACCAGCUGUCCGUCGGCCGCGACAUCGUCGUGCGCGAGCUCAUGGAGACUCACCUGGUCUGGGGCUCGGGACACAUCUUCGUCAAGCCCAUCCCGCGCUACCUCCUCAACCCGCGCUUCUGGGCGCUCCACCUAUCCUGCGACCCGUGCAUCGCGCCCGGAGGACGAGAUGGCGAAGAACCGGGUGUCGCGGCUGCGUCAGCUGGAGGGGCAGCUGCGGCUACUACUACAGCUACUACUAUCACGGCUCCCUGCAAUAAUACUAACAACGCGAUACCCUGCUGCCAGCAGCAUCGGCACCUCCGCCAGUGCGCCCUGGGGUUCCUGCUCUCGUACGUCGCGCUAGUGGUACACGAGAGCGACUUCGCCAUCGCCAAGGACAGACGCCUAAUCCCGGAAGAGGUCACCUGGCCGCGGUGGCGGACGUUUGUGCGGCAGAUCCUGGCCGGCGGCGGCAGCGCAAACGGCUUGUACGGCGACGCCGGUGCCGUGGCCCCGCGCUUCAUCUACGGUGAGCUGCGCCUCAACCGGCUCAACAUCAUCCUGUUCGCCCUGCGCGGCCCGCUGUCUGCCGGCUUCAUGCCUACGUGGCGCACGUACGGCAGCUUCCUGCGCGACAACUCGGCUUGGAUCAUCGCCGCGACAGCCUACAUCGUCGUCGUGCUCUCGGCCAUGCAGGUUGGUCUAUCGACGGACCGGCUCGCCGACGAUGCCAGCUUCCAGGCGGCAUCGUACGGGUUCUCGGUGUUUUCUAUCCUAGUACCAAUCGCUAUGUUCUUGUUGCUCGUCCUAUUCUCGGCGUUCUUAUGGAUAUACAAUUCUGCGCGUACGAGGCAGUUUGAGAGGCACCGGGCUAGGGUUUUGGGACGGACUUGGAGUGAUAAGAGGGCGAGGGGCGAGGACGGUCACAGAUCUGUUGCUUGA
This is a messenger RNA of Lasiosphaeria miniovina, 1564 nucleotides long. RefSeq lists its product as uncharacterized. The record is from RefSeq and is a predicted model, not a curated record. Lineage: Eukaryota; Fungi; Ascomycota; Sordariomycetes; Sordariales; Lasiosphaeriaceae. The transcript has 2 exons. The coding region runs from base 131 to 1564 and encodes 477 amino acids.